GCAAGUUGGGUUCAUCAUCGGAGCAGAGCACGAGAUGGUGGUCGGGAUGAAGCAUCUGUGCGUGCUGGCGCUGUUCCUCUUGGUCCACGGCGGCGGGAGCAAGGGGGUGGAGGGGGCUGGCGAAUGCGGGCGUGUUCCCGUGCAGAGGAUGGCCUUGCAGUUGGCGCCGUGCGCGUCGGCGGCACAAGACGCGCAGGUGCAGGUCUCCGCGGCCUGCUGCAGCGCGGUGCAGAGGGUGGGCCAGAACCCCGCCUGCCUCUGCGCCGUCAUGCUCUCCGACACCGCCAAGAGCGUCGGAGCGAAGCCGGAAGUGGCCGUCACCAUUCCCAAGCGGUGCAACCUUGCGAACCGCCCCGUGGGGUACGAGUGCGGAGGCUACACAAUACCGUGACACACACCGCGCGGAGGGUCGGCUAUCUGUCAGCACCACUACUCUCUUCUAAAAUAAUCGUCACAGUGUAUGUGUUUAUGCUCCGUGCAUUAAAUAAAAACCAUUUCGAUGAAA
Molecule: messenger RNA, 505 nt
Organism: Musa acuminata AAA Group (dessert banana)
Lineage: Eukaryota; Viridiplantae; Streptophyta; Magnoliopsida; Zingiberales; Musaceae
Product: putative lipid-transfer protein DIR1
Exons: 2
Coding region: 35-391 (118 amino acids)
Biological process (GO): systemic acquired resistance
Molecular function (GO): fatty acid binding
Source: RefSeq, a predicted model, not a curated record